AUGGAGCUAGCUGAGCUGCGUUGGUUGCAAAAGAUUGUGCCCUUACUAUAUAGCGCACUGCAGAACUUGGAGCAAUUACCAUCAGAAACUAGAAGAAUCAAACGAUUGUGCAGACGUGUCUUAUCGCCCCCACCGCCGCCAGAAACUAGUCACAAACAACCACAAAGGUCCGCACGGAAAAGGAAAAUUGCCAACAGGCAACCCCAAAACAAUCGCAAAAUAUGGGUCAAGAAGGAGAACCAAAGUCGCGAUGCAGAUGGGCUCUUCGCCACCACCUUUGAGCGCAUUUAUCAGCACAAUCAUGACGAGUUCAAAAAUCGGACGCGCAUGACGCCCCAGGUUUUUGAUAUGCUGUUCUGCCUAGUGGGUGAGCAGCUGAAUAAAAAUUCCAUACGUACACCCAUAGCUCCCGAGUGUCGUCUGUUUUUGACGCUGAUUUAUUUGGCCAAUGCUGAGAGCGUCCUGGAGCUAUCCAAGGCUUUUAAAAUGGGUCCGUCGACAGUGCGCGCAAUUGUCCAAGAAACGUGCGAUCUGCUCUGGAACAUAUUGGCGCCAGCUUUCUUGCCCCAACCAAAUGAACAAGCUUAUACAAAUAUUGCCGAGAACUAUGAGCAGAUGUGGCACGUACCGCAUUGUCUAGGCGCCGUCGACUGUAAGCUAGUGGACCUGUCUUACAGAGGCCAAAAAGAAAUAGUGCUGCUCGCGAGUUGCGACACAAAUCUUGCCUUUACCAGCAUAGACAUAGCAACUGUUGAAGCUAAUAAACUGACGUGGCAACAAGAUUUUGCAACACAACUCUUUAAUCAUCAAUUGAGCGAUCUAAUGCCAGCGGAGCCAUUAGACGAAACAGACAUUGCAAACGCUGCCUAUACAUACAUAGCUGACGCUUCGUUUCCCAUGCGAGAGAAUCUAAUUACUUCCUACACAGGUGGGAAUUUGAACAGAGAUCAAGUACAAUUUAACAAGUUGCUAUCCCAAGCGCUGGAAGGCAGCAUCGGGAAAGCAUUCGAUGUCCUAUUUUCCCGCUGGUCUGUGCUCACCAAGCCGCUACCCAUGAGUCCAACGAAUGCAGUGAAAAUAGUAAAGGCCGUGGUGGUUCUGCAUAACUUUGUGCAACAACACGAUGAGGCCUACUGUCCGCCCGAUUUUGUGGAAAAAGUGCCAUCCUGUGACCUUAAAUCAAAAGUGCCUAGCAUUUUGCUGAGCCACGUGACUCCACUCUCUAGAAUGAAUACGAUAUGGCAGCUACGAGAUCGUCUGAAAGUGUGGAUGAACGCGAAGUCUGACACUUUACAAUCAUUAAUAAAUAGUGUGGUGUGGACUGAUUAAGAAGGUGUGCUUAUCAGUGCAAUCAACAUGAACAAAAAUAAACAAUUUACCUGCCAUUUUUUUAAAGAAUGGGUGAUAACAACGAUUAUCUAUUCUAUGCUGGAAAAAUAUGUAUAGGUUCAAAAGAUGCUGGAAAUUUAAAUAAAAAUAAUACAAAGUA
Molecule: messenger RNA, 1489 nt
Organism: Scaptodrosophila lebanonensis
Lineage: Eukaryota; Metazoa; Arthropoda; Insecta; Diptera; Drosophilidae
Exons: 2
Coding region: 1-1329 (442 amino acids)
Source: RefSeq, a predicted model, not a curated record